CAGAUAAUAAUCGACUCUCUCCAUUAUCUGAGCCAGUUUGGACCCCUCCACCUGAUUCCUCUAGACCAGUUCACCUUUAAUGUGUUGAGUAGUGUUCCCAAGGAUGUUCUGUGUUCAUGGCUGACCAGUCAGGUGAAUGGAGGACCUCCCACAUCUGGAGUGGAUCCCUCCCAGAACAAGGGACAAUGGCAACAUUUACUUUGGAGAACGCCACCCUCUGCAUGUCCGAACCAGCCCAACACAGCUCCAGCCACCAUCCAGACAAACUCCAGCUAUGGACAAGAUCCAGAUGACUUAAUGGACUGGACAGAGGGCCCCCAGAAGGAUAAGAACAAAAUUGGUCAAUGGAAGAAUAAAUACCCCUGUCGUCAGGUUGAGGAACCUAUGGAAGUUGAUGUGGUGGACAACAAACAUUUACUUUGGAAUAGGCCUCCCUCUGUGCAUCAGAACCAACCCAACACAGCUCCAGCCGCCAUCCAGAAAAAGUCCUGCUAUGGACAGGUUCAAGAUGACUUCAUGGACUGGACAGAGGGCCCCCAGACGGAUAAUCAGAAAAUUGGUCAAUGGAAGAAUAAAUACCCCUGUCGUCAGGUUGAGGAACCUAUGGAAGUUGAUGUUGUGGACAACAAACAUUUACUUUGGAAUAGGCCUCCCUCUGUGCAUCAGAACCAACCCAACACAGCUCCAGCCGCCAUCCAGAAAACGUCCUGCUAUGGACAGGUUCAAGAUGACUUCAUGGACUGGACAGAGGGCCCCCAGACGGAUAAUCAGAAAAUUGGUCAAUGGAAGAAUAAAUACCCCUGUCGUCAGGUUGAGGAACCUAUGGAAGUUGAUGUUGUGGACAACAAACAUUUACUUUGGAAUAGGCCUCCCUCUGUGCAUCAGAACCAACCCAACACAGCUCCAGCCGCCAUCCAGAAAACGUCCUGCUAUGGACAGGUUCAAGAUGACUUCAUGGACUGGACAGAGGGCCCCCAGACGGAUAAUCAGAAAAUUGGUCAAUGGAAGAAUAAAUACCCCUGUCGUCAGGUUGAGGAACCUAUGGAAGUUGAUGUUGUGGACAACAAACAUUUACUUUGGAAUAGGCCUCCCUCUGUGCAUCAGAACCAACCCAACACAGCUCCAGCCGCCAUCCAGAAAAAGUCCUGCUAUGGACAGGUUCAAGAUGACUUCAUGGACUGGACAGAGGGCCCCCAGACGGAUAAUCAGAAAAUUGGUCAAUGGAAGAAUAAAUACCCCUGUCGUCAGGUUGAGCAACCUAUGGAUGUAGAUGUCGUGGAGAACAAACAUUUACUUCCAAAUAGGCCUCUCUCUGCACUUCACAACCAGCUCAACACAGCUCCAGCCGCCAUCCAGAAAAAGUCCUGUUAUGGACAAGAUCAAGAUUACUUCAUGGACUGGACAGAGGGCCCCCAGAAGGAUAAGAAAAAAAUCGGUCUAUGGAAGAAUAAAUACCCCUGUAGUCAGGUUGAGCAACCUAUGGACGUUGAUGUUGUGGAAAACAAACAUCUACCUCCAAAUAGGCCUCUCUCUGCAAGUCAGAACCAGCCCAACACAGCUCCAGCUGCCAUCCAGAAAAAGUCCUGCUAUGGACAAGAUCAAGAUGACUUCAUGGACUGGACAGAGGGCCCCCAGAAGGAUAAUAUGAAAAUCGGUCUAUGGAAGAAUAAAUACCCCUGUCGUCAGGUUGAGCAACCUAUGGAUAUUGAUGUGGACAACAAUCAAUCAACAUUAAGUAGCAAAAACACAGUGCAUCCAAGCCAAUCAGCUGGUACGACCAAAAUAACCGUCCGGCGCCGCUCAUCAAAAGCAGCUACUCGUUGGUCAUUCUCACGUCAGAACAAAGUGAAAUGUUGGCCAUACAGCUAGACAACCCGUAUCCAGGCAACC
This is a messenger RNA of Esox lucius (northern pike), 1890 nucleotides long. RefSeq lists its product as uncharacterized. Lineage: Eukaryota; Metazoa; Chordata; Actinopteri; Esociformes; Esocidae. The transcript is spliced from 2 exons. Bases 298 to 1869 code for a protein of 523 amino acids. The record is from RefSeq and is a predicted model, not a curated record.